AUGAGUUCCUGUUUCUGUAAAAGUGAAGCACAAAAGGUCAAGUUGGACGACAAAUACUUAAAUUUGGAAGAUCCAAACCAUCCUGCAAACCUAAUCUGUGAAUUAUGUCGGUUAUUUUAUGAUAAUAACUGGGUAACAGGUACUGGUGGUGGUAUUUCAAUCAGAGAUGUCAAAGGUGCCAACCCUAAUGUUGUAUACAUUGCACCAUCGGGUAUUCAAAAGGAACGGUUACAACCAUGGGAAAUGUUUGUCGUUGAUCGUAGAAAUGAGCAAUUGUUAAGAACUCCUAAUGAAUGUCCUGAAGAAUUGACGAAAAAGUACAAGUACAAACCAUCUGCCUGUACACCAUUAUUUAUGUCAUGUUAUACUUUACGUGAUGCUGGAGCUUGUAUCCACACACAUUCACAGAAUGCCGUCAUGACAACUCUUCUUUAUGAAGACAAGGUUGAAUUCUCUAUGUCACACAUUGAACAAAUUAAGGCACUUCCUCGAUUGGCAAUUAACCCCGAGACUAAAGUAGUUGAGAAAGUUGGAAGUAUGGAUUAUCAUGACACAUUAGUGAUUCCAAUCAUUGAGAACACUCCUUACGAAGAAGAUUUGACAGAUUCUUUGCAAGAGGCCAUAAAAAACUAUCCUGGUACCACUGCUGUUCUUGUAAGAAGACAUGGGAUCUAUGUGUGGGGUGAGGAUGUUUGGAAGGCCAAAGUUUAUAAUGAGGCAUUGGAUUACCUUUUAGAGUUGGCUGUUAAAAUGAAGUUAGCAGGUAUUCCUUUAGUUCGUGGAACAUCUGAAUAA
This is a messenger RNA of Lizanozyma spartinae, 795 nucleotides long. RefSeq names its product methylthioribulose 1-phosphate dehydratase (gene MDE1). Gene Ontology annotation, cellular component: cytoplasm. The transcript has a single exon. NCBI's taxonomy places the organism in Eukaryota, Fungi, Ascomycota, Pichiomycetes, Serinales, Debaryomycetaceae. Gene Ontology annotation, molecular function: methylthioribulose 1-phosphate dehydratase activity; metal ion binding. Bases 1 to 795 code for a protein of 264 amino acids. The record is from RefSeq and is a predicted model, not a curated record.